Neopsephotus bourkii (Bourke's parrot) is the source of this 3308-nucleotide messenger RNA. RefSeq names its product acyl-CoA binding domain containing 5 (gene ACBD5). Gene Ontology annotation, molecular function: fatty-acyl-CoA binding. Gene Ontology annotation, biological process: fatty acid metabolic process; autophagy of peroxisome. Lineage: Eukaryota; Metazoa; Chordata; Aves; Psittaciformes; Psittacidae. The coding region runs from base 218 to 1726 and encodes 502 amino acids. The transcript is spliced from 13 exons. The record is from RefSeq and is a predicted model, not a curated record. Gene Ontology annotation, cellular component: peroxisome.
AUCGGGGCGGGGGCCGGUUGCGGCUGGGGCCGGGUGUUCCUCCCAGCUGUCGCCGGGGGCUGGUUGCGUAUGGCCCGGCGCGGCUCAGCCACUCUCCCGUGCAGUCGGCUGCAGGUGCCGCGGCGAGGAAGGCAGAGCUGAGCCCGGCCCACCGCAAGGGGCCCGGCGGCCGAGCAGCAGCAGGAGGCGGCGGGCGGUGAGCGGACAGGACGGGGACAUGGCGGAGACCGGCUCCGUGCACGCCACCAGGUUCGAGGCGGCCGUGAAGGUGAUACAGAGCCUGCCCAAAAAUGGUUCAUUCCAGCCAACGAAUGAAAUGAUGCUCAAGUUCUAUAGCUUUUAUAAGCAAGCAACCCAAGGACCCUGUAACAUUCCACGACCUGGAUUUUGGGAUCCGAUUGGUAGAUAUAAAUGGGAUGCUUGGAGUGCCUUGGGAGACAUGUCCAAAGAAGAAGCCAUGAUAGCCUAUGUUGAAGAAAUGAAAAAGAUUCUUGAGAGUAUGCCAAUGACGGACACGGUUGAAGAAUUACUACAAGUAAUAGGCCCGUUCUAUGAAAUAGUAGAAGAUAAAAAGAACAGAGGAUCUGACCUAACCUCAGUUCGAAUGGAGAAAGUCUCUAAGUAUUUGGAAGACCUUAGUAAUGUCAUGAAUUCCACUCCAAAUAUAAAGGCUGUGAAUGGAAAAGCUGAAAGUAGUGAUAGUGGAGCAGAAUCAGAAGAAGAAGGGCUUCGUGAAGAGGAAGAAAAGGAAAUGCAGCUAAAUGGAAAGGACUAUAAGAAUGUGAAACCAGAAUCAACAAAUGCUAAAGAUUUCGAAGGUGUUGUUACUAAUGGUAGUUACAAGGACAGCCUUAUCGCAGACAUGCAGAAUGGCAUCCAGAGCAAAUCUGCCCUGAAUGGCUUGAACCCAGAAGAAGAAAUAAAGAAAACUGAGCCAAGCCUAGAAAUAGUAAACAGCACCCAGCAAGGUGCAAAUGAAGAGAGUAAUGAAGAGAUCUCAGCAACUCAGCACUUAACCAGUGAUUCAGACAGUGAAGUUUAUUGUGACUCUAUGGAGCAACUUGGACUAGAAGAGCCCUUGGAGAUCAUCACAUCAGCUAAAGGAUCUUUAAAGCAUUCAUCCCAUUCCUUGGAUGUAGAUCACAGUGUUCUAUUAGAAAAUACGGAUUUUCCAAAGCGCACUUGCAUAACUUAUGAGAAUCAUCAGCCUGGAAGUACUGUAGAAGGAGCAGCUCAAGAGCAAGGUGAAGUCAAGUGUGGAGGAGAAGAUGGCAAAGCCAGUAAUGGGGGCCCUCAGAAGGAGAAGAAGGGUGAAGAUAAAGCAGAUUUCUACAGUGUCAGAAGAGGGAGAGGGCAUAGACUUCAGCCUCUAGGAGAUGGUUUGCAAGGUGGACAGAUGGGUAGUGGAGGGGAUGGAGAGCGCUGGGGAUCAGAGAGGGCACCCAGGGGAAGCCUCAAUGAACAGAUUGCAGUAGUGCUGAUGCGGUUGCAAGAAGACAUGCAGAAUGUCCUCCAGAGGUUGCAUAUGUUGGAGACGGUUACAGCAUCACAGGCAAAAUCUGCAACACUACAGUCAAAUUGUGAGCCCGCCUCCUCUGUCAAGAAACCAUCAUGGUGGCCCUUUGAAAUCUCCCCUGGUGUUUUAGCUUUUGCUAUUGUAUGGCCGUUUAUUGCCCAGUGGUUGGUACACGUGUAUCUUCAAAGAAAGCGAAGAAAACUGAACUGAGAACUCAUGACUUUGCUUAAAGACACUUAGAAGAUGGCCCUGGAAAGUGCAGGAAAUCUGAAUUCUCAUAGAAUCUCAGAAUCUGGAUGAAGUUCCUUCUGAUACAGUAAUAUUUUGUACUGCCUUUGAGCUAAACAUUUAAGGACUAACAUUAUUCAAACUUGAAUGAUUCACAGCUCCUAGGUUACAAGUAAAUUUAAUAAUAAUUUCAUCCUCAAAACCAUAUGAACAGUAAUUAUUUUGGAAUAUGCUUGUGGAUGGUCCUUCAGAAACUACUGGUCUUGCUGAUGUCAGAUGAUGAAAAGGACAUCAUCUUUGUAAAAGAGUAAGUGAAGAAUAUGUACACUGUCACUUUAAUAUAAUUUUACAACAACAACAUCCCUGCCUGCUUUUCCACCGGAUUACUUUUUACCAGAUGAAAGCACUAACAAAGUAUGAAUUCAAUAUAUUGUAAGCUGUUGGGAAAACACAACAUAGCUCUGACGAAUUCAACUGGUUAUUUUUGCUGCUAAACCAGCGUGGGGGCAAACUUCCAUGCACAGUGGUCAGAAUGGAAGUUGGACCCUUUGUUUCUCCUUAAAGAUUGCAAAGGAGAUUUGGGAAUUGGUACGUGUCUCACAAGUUACAGCCAUUAAUAACAAGGGACUGUCAAAUACAAGUUUGGAAACCAAGUGUGCUACCCCAUGUAAAGGGACCCAUGUAAAGGGGCUGCGCCUUACGUUUGUAACUUUGAGAAUGUGUUCUUGUUGAUGACAGCUUAAGUGAAAUAUAGUUUAGGCACAAGGUGCUUUAAAAUGAGGUGAAAGCUAAUGCUGUAAGUAUAGCUCUAAGGUUUUAAAAAGCUCAGUGCACUCUUAAGUUUUCUGUUGUCAGUUUAUGUCAAACUAAAGUAAGAUUUACUAGAUUAAUGAGUCUAUUAAUUAAUUGCCCAAAUCUAUUGUGGACUUUUCCCAAGCCACGUUACGAAAAAUAUCAGUUCUGGUAUUUCCUUCGCUUAUAUCCUUCUACUUUCUUUCAAAACAAAACUUUUCAGCUCACUUUGGUGCUGAUUUUUUUUUCCACAGAGUAUUUAUUACCCAAUAUACCGUGUUACAGCCUUGUGAAGUUUACUUGAUCAAAGCAUGCUUUACACUUAAUUUUAAAAUAAAUUAAUAUAUGAGCAAGUUGUCUAAAUCUCCGGAGAAGGGAAAUGCACUAAAAUUAGAUUUGACAGAAAACAAAGACAUUGAUUUGCUAUGAAGAAUUACAUCAUAACAUAAGCCAUGUUUAAAAUCUGAGCCUUCAGAAAUGUCUCCGUAUUACUGAUAUGCUUUAAUUCUCCACUUGAACUAGAUAUUACAAGUAAUUUUUAGGAAAGUUAUUUUUUGUCCUUCCUGAAAAUCUUUUCUAGUUUGGAAAACAUUUUUCAUACAAACUAUGCUGUAUAAAAAUGUAAUCAUAGAAUUUACUGUUUGUUUUACCAGAACAAUUUUAAUCUUGUUCUUAGUUAAGUGCAGUUUUCUUUUUUAGUUACUUUUUCCCUUGUCUGAUUUUCUUACUGUAAAGCUAAAUUAAAGAAUAAAACGGUCAGAACCUCUCUGAA